UGAGUUUUGAAUUUGAAAAUGUUUGAGUGAAGGAUUCGACGUGCGUCUUUGCUUCGACUUUACCCGAAAUCACGAGUUCACCAUGAAGUUCAACAGGACCAAGGCGGGACCACUGUUGAUAUGGAUGAACGCCAUGUUUCCAGAGAAGCCGAUCUGGGAGUUCGUUCAUUUGAGAGAUGGGAUCCGACUCCUGGAGAUCUUCGGCAAACUAAACGGGGAGGAGAACAUUGAGGUUUUAAAGACUUUAUCCCUGGAUGAGAAAUUGAAAAUCAUCUUCAAUGAUUUGCAUGAUAAAUAUCACCUCACCAAAAGACAAAGUUUCCUCAUCUUACAGAAAAUCAGUCAUGGGAUUGACCUGGAGCUCCAGCUUGCUAAGGUGAUGCUUCUGCUAUGUUACUGCAGUUUUAAAAAGGGCAACCUGUUACCCUUGGAUUCAAGAACAGAAUUGCCGGAGAUUACAUCCAUGUUUCGUUUUGUUAAAGUUGAUCUUGAUGGUUUGUCGUUAGACGAAGGCUUGGAUCAGUUUCUAGACCAAGACUCGGUUCCGACGGUUGUGAACUCGAGCGGCGUGAGCAGCGGCAGCUCGAUAUCGUACACUGACGACGAGUCUCCGCUCUUCAGCCGGUUCCAGCGGCCUCCCAGAGUUCAGUUUCAAGAGCUUUGCACAGUGGCGUCCAGCUCAGACAGCUCUCCAGUGCCGGAUUUAAUGAGCACACCACAUUUCCAGUUGAAGCGACUCCGGAAAGAAUUGGCACAUGAGGGAGAUGUGAGAGACGAGCUGGAGAAAGAACUGACUGAUCAGAUCAACAUCAUCUCUGAAAAAGAGGGUCUGAUAGUCCAGCUGCAGCACAGGGUGGACCGAAUGCUGAGAGAGCAACGAGAGCUGGAGAAAGACCAUAAAGCUGCUCUUCUGGAGCUGCAGGAGAAGAACGAGAGUCUUCUCCGCAGAGUGCACGAAGUUGUGAAGCAGUGCCAUGACUUAAAAACCGAAAACUCUCAGAAGGACAAACAGAUUGAUAAACUAACAGAUGAGAACCAAACUUUCGCUGCUCAGGUGCGAAACGCCUUCGCUCAGCUGGCGAGAGCCGAGGAGGAAGUUACUAAACUCACGUCGGCUCAUGAAUCGUCACUGGCUGAGUGGAGGAGCAGAAAGGAGUUUCUCGAGCACGAGUUGAACGAGGCCGUCACACACAGGGAGUGUCUGAGUGAGCAAGUGCAGAUCCUUCAGGGAAAGAUCUCCGUUCUGGAGGAUGAACUCCUGAAAGCUCAGUCUCAGGAGAGAGGAGAGGUUUUGGGACCCAUCAUGGAGUGGGAAAAGCUUAAACAGGAGCUGGCAGAUCUGACUCUUAAACUUGCUGAGCUUCAGGACACUAUUUCCCGUCUUGAGAAGGAGAAGACGAAAGUUGAGGCUUUGUUGGCCGAGGAGAGAGCCUCUUUUGAAAAGGAAACCAGAAGACUACAGAUAGUUGUGUUCGAUCUGGAGCAGUCAGUCAACAGCAUCCGUUUGGAGAGAGAAACACUAGAGGAGGCAUUACGGAGUCAGAAAGAAAUGCUCACUGCGCAGAUAUCAGCUCUGGAAAGUGAUGUUUCUCGUCUGCAGCAAGUGGAAGCGCAGCUGACAGCGGAGAUCAAAAUCUCUGCCGACCUCCGCCAACAGAGAGAAGAGCUGGAGGGGAAGGUUGUCUCUUUAGACAAGAUGGUUCAUGCUCUGCAUGCUGAGAUCCAGGGUUUGGAAGUGGAGAGAGCAUCACAACAGGACGUCCUGAAUGCCUUGAUUAUUGAGUUGCAAAGCGCCAAGAACACAGUUCAGGAAUAUGAGAAGAAGCUGGAAGAGCAUCAAAAAGUGGUAGCAGAGAAUGUUUCUUUGAAAAAGGAGGCGUGCACAUUGCAGCAGGAGCUUGAUGAGCAUCUGCAGGCCAUUGGAGACCUUCAGGGGCAAAUAAAUGUUCUCGGACAGGAGAAAACUGAAGGAGAGAACCAGGUUAGUCAGGCUUUGACUAAAAUCGAAAGCCUCCAAACUCACAUUCUGGAAAUGUCCGAGCAGAUUUCCCUAAAGGACGAAGAAAUCAGAAAUCUGAGGAACGAGUACGACUCUGUUGACCACGAGCUGAAGCUUGUGAAGGAACAAAAUAUUGAAAUAAACCAAUUGAUCAAAUCAAAUCGCAAAGAGCAUGAGGAGACGGUUAAAAAACUUCAGCAAGAGCUUCACUCGGCUUCUUCAGCCGCAUCAGAAAAACAAGAGGAAAUGCUGGUGCUGUCAACGGAGGUAACCUCUCUGAAAGAGCAGAUCUGCCGUUACAGUGAAAAUGAAGAUCUGAAACAACAAGAAAUCUCUGUUUUAGAGACCAAUCUCAGCGUGUUGCAGGAAAACCUGACCUCUCUUAUGAACCAGCUGGCUGAGGCGACAGCUACAGCUUCACAUAAAGAUGCUGAGCUUCUCUUAGUUCAAAAUGAGCUUCACCAACAAGAAAGCCUUCGAAAAAAGGCUCAGGAGCUUGAGACUGCCAAGCGUGAAGAACUUGAGAGAACAGUAAGUAAACUUCAAGGUAAAGUCCAACAAGUCUCCACUUUUGCCUCUGAGAGGGAGGCUUCUCUUCAAAAUGAGUUGGAGGAUCAAUUGAAGGCCAAACAGUCUGCAGAUGAUCUCCGCACACAGCUAGAGGAGAAGGUAGAAACUCUGCAAGGUGAACUAGAUGCGGUCAAUCGUUGUGCUGCAGACAAAGAAAAUCUGCUGGGGUCUUUAGAUCAAAAGCAGAAGGAGAUGGAAGGGCUUUUCCUUCAAAAGGAGAAAGAUGUCCUGGAAUUGCAUCAGGCAAAGGAGGAUCUGGAGAAGAGGAUUCGUGAGCUUGUUGUUGAGAAACAACAACAACUGGAAGAGUACCAGCAGAAUUUGGAGAUGGUAAGGAGGGAAAAAGAUCACCUGUCAACUGAAGUAGACUCUCUAAAUGAUAAGAUACGCAGUUACCAGGACACUGAAGUGCAAAAUCAACAAGAGAUGUCCGUUUUAAAGGUAGAAUGCAACCAGUUAAAAGAAAACAUGGCUGGGCUUGAGAAGAAGUUAUUAGAUGAGACGACUGCAGCCUCACAGAAAAAUUCGGAGCUUCUCUUGCUUCAAAAUGAGCUUCAUGAACAAGAACAUAUUAGAGAAAAGGCUCAGGAACUUGAGAGAACAGUGAGUGAACUUCAAGAUAAAAUCCUAGAGAUCUCCACUCUUGCCUCUGAGAGGGAGGCUUCUCUUCAAAAUGAGUUGGAGGAUCAGUUGAGGGCAAAACAGUCUGCAGAUGAUCUCCGCACACAGCUAGAGGAGAAGGUAGAAACCCUACAAGGAGAACUAGAUGCGGUCAAUCGUUGUGCUGCAGACAAAGACAAUCUGCUGGGGUCUUUAGAUCAAAAGUUGAAGGAGAUGGAAGGGCUUUCCCUUCAAAAGGAGAAAGAUGUCCUGGAAUUGCAUCAGGCAAAGGAGGAUCUGGAGAAGAGGCUUGUUGAUGAGAAACAACAACUGGAAGAGUACCAGCAGAAUUUGGAGAUGGUAAGGAGGGAAAAAGAUCACCUGUCAACUGAAGUAGACUCUCUCAAUGAUAAGAUACGCAGUUACCAGGACACUGAAGUGCAAAAGCAAAAAGAGAUGUCGGUUUUAAAGGUAGAAUGCAACCAGUUAAAAGAAAACAUGGCUGGGCUUGAGAAGAAGUUAUUAGAGGAGACGACUGCAGCCUCACAGAAAAAUUCGGAGCUUCUCUUGCUUCAAAAUGAGCUUCAUGAACAAGAACGUAUUAGAAAAAAGGCUCAGGAACUUGAGAGAACAGUGAGUGAACUUCAAACUAAAAUCCUUGAGGUCUCCGCUCUUGCCUCUGAGAGAGAGGCUUCUCUUCAAAACGAGUUACAAGAUCUCCGCACACAGCUAGAGGAGAAAGUAGAAACCCUUCAGCGACAAUUGGAAACAGCCACUCUUGAAGUCACAGACAAAGACCAACUCCUGCAGACUUUGCAUCAGAAGCUGAAUCAGUCAGAACUGUUGUGCCAACAAAAGGAGAAAGAUGUUCUCGAUAUGCAGCAGGUAAAGGAUGACUUCGAGAAGAGGAUUGAUGAGCUUGUUGUUGUGAAACAACAACUGGAAGGGCACCAGCAGAAUUUAGAGUUGGUGAAGAAAGAAAGAGAGCAUUUGUCAACCGAAGUAACAUCUCUCAAUGAUAAAAUCCGCAGUUACCAGGAAAGUGAAGUCCGGAAGCAACAGGAGAUGUCUGAUUUAGAGGGUAAACACAACACAUUAAUGGAGAACUUGGCUGCUCUUAAGACACAAGUGGCAGAGCUGACAACUGCAGCUUCUCAGAAGGAGUCUGAGCUCAUGUUGCUUCAAAAGGAGUCUAGCAAAAAGGCCCAGGACCUCGAGAAGGACGUAUGUGAACUUCAGGCUAAAAUACAAGAGGUUUCCGCUCUCGCCUCUGAAAGGGAAGCUCAAAUAAGUUCUCUUCGAAAUGAAAUGAAUGAUCAACAAUUAAGGGCCAAACAGUCUGAAGAUGAUCUCCGCACACAGCUAGAGGAGAAAGUAGAAACCCUUCAGCGACAAUUGGAAACAGCCACUCUUGAAGUCACAGACAAAGACCAACUCUUGCAGACUUUGUAUCAGAAGCUGAAUCAGUCGGAACUGUUGUGCCAACAAAAGGAGAAAGAUGUUCUCGAUAUGCAGCAGGUAAAGGAUGACUUCGAGAAGAGGAUUGAUGAGCUUGUUGUUGUGAAACAACAACAACUGGAAGGGCACCAGCAGAAUUUAGAGUUGGUGAAGAAAGAAAGAGAGCAUCUGUCAACCGAAGUAACAUCUCUCAAUGAUAAAAUCCGCAGUUACCAGGAAAGUGAAGUCCGGAAGCAACAGGAGAUGUUUGUUUUAGAGGGUAAACACAACACAUUAAUGGAGAACUUGGCUGCUCUUAAGACGCAAGUGGCAGAGCUGACAACUGCAGCUUCUCAGAAGGAGUCUGAGCUUAUGUUGCUUCAAAAUGAGUCUAGCAAAAAGGCUCAGGACCUCGAGAAGGGCGUAUGUGAACUUCAGGCUAAAAUACAAGAGGUCUCCGCUCUCGCCUCUGAAAGGGAAGCUCAAAUAAGUUCUCUUCGAAAUGAAAUGAAUGAUCAACAAUUAAGGGCCAAACAGUCUGAAGAGAAGGUCGAAACACUACAGAGACAACUAGACACUGCCAAUUGUGAGGUUACUGCCAAAAAACAUCUUUUGGAGUCUUUGGAUCAAAAGCUGAGGCAGACGGAAGAGAUGUGCCAACAAAAGGAAAAAGACGUCAUUGAGAUGCAUCAGGCGAAGGAGGAACUGGAGAAGAGGAUUGUUGAACUCGAUGCCAACAAACAUCAACUGGAUGGCUGCCAGCAGAAUUUGGAGAUGCUGAGGCAAGAAAGGAGCCAUUUGACUUCUCUCAACCAGUCUCUCCAGAGGGAGUGUGACGCCUCCCAGAAGAUUCGAGCUGAGCUCGAGUUGAAGAUUGAGGAGAAAAACGGUUCAAUCCUUGCUCUUAAAAAGGCUUCCCGACAGUGGGAGGAACAGAAUCAGGAACUCCUGGAACAGCUGAAGACAAAGUCAGAAGCAGUAGAGCACUACAAAUCACAGGUGGAGAAAGCCAUGAAUCACUACAACGGUAAAAAACAGCUGCUGGUGGAGGCUCAGGAACUGAACAAAAAUUUUGAGCAAUCACUUCAGGCCAGUAAGAGGGAAGUUAAAGCUCUUGAGGUGGAACUGAAGCUAGCACGCAUGGAGCUAGACCAGGCAAACGCCAAAGAGAAGAAGCUUGCGGCCAAAGUGAAAAACCUGGAGGCACAAGUCGAUUUUGCUGAUAGGCAACUGCAAGACCAUACGAAGAUGACUGAUGACAUCGAGUACAUGAGACAUAGGGAAAGUCAGUACGUACGAGUCCCAGAGAAACGUCAGGACACCAGCACCGACAGCUUGGAGUUUGAGCUGAACGAUUCGCUCAACCCUGACGGUCGUUCAGCAGUACCGGGUGAAUCCAGCACUCCGCUAGUACGCAGUUCUGAGCGCUUGGCUGCUAAACGCCGUGCCUUGGGGGCCGAAUCCCUGGAGACUCUCUACUUCACGCCAAUGGGUCAACAAGGCAACAAACGUAAAGCAGAUCACAACGAUGCCUUUGAACACAAACUGGAGUCCAGCAUCACUUCCAUUGGCGAUCUUGUGGUUGACUCUGCAAAGAAGUUGACCGCUUCGGCCCGCAGGCGGCGUACUACACAAGUCAUCAACAUCACACUUGCUAAGAAAACACCAGGAAGCGCUGAAGGUGAGGAGUCGUUCUCUAGUCUGCACUCUGCCCGAUCUCAGCCCAACUUGGCAGUCCAUCACUCGCGACCGAUCUCCAUGAACCUCUCAGAGGAAAGUUCAUCAAAAACAGACACCCUUCAAAAUCUGCCCGGGUAUCGCAGAAGUGCCGUGCAUACCAUCGCCCCACCAAGAGCCACCAGUACGUUCUGUAUCGGAGCGGAGAAUGAACCCGAACAUGCUUCUGAUGACUGGAUGCGAAUCGCCGAAUUGCAGGCACGAAACAAAGUCUGUCUGCCCCACCUGAAGAGCAGCUACCCGUUGGAGUCCAGGCCCAGCCUGGGACCCUCGUUCACUGUAACCGACGAUGACCUGCGCAUGGGUGACCCGGAUGAGACGAUCCGACGUGCUUCAAUGGCUCCGAGUCAAAUACUAGAGACGCUGAACUCUCGCCGCUUCUCCCUUGCGCCCGGAGCGAGUUCGACCCAAGGUCCUGCGGUCUCCCAGCCUCAGCGCGCCACCAUGUUGCCGGGUCAGAUCCGGUCCAGCACUGCGGCUCACCGGGCGUCUCGGCUCACCAAAACAAGCUCACAGCUACAUGCUUCAGAAAAUAAACGCAGCCCGCUGGCUCCCAAACGCCCUGGAUCCCAACUGCAAGGCCCAGACACACCUGAGGCUAAGAAAUUGGCAAGUUGCUUCCCACGACCAAUGACACCUAAAGGCAGGUUCGGAAACAGUCAAAACAGACCUCCAAACUCUCCGGCCGAGCGAAGGCAGUCUGUGGUGUUCACUGUCGUAAACACCCCGAAGAACAGCGGUCGAGGGGACAGCAGGCUUCAGCGCGGCCUCAACAAGCUGCGUAACAGCGCCCGCAAAUCUCCCGGCGUGGCCAGUCGCGCCCUGCGUUCAGCCGUGAGCGCCAAAUCUCCUCUCGACUCCACCCUCAGGAAGUCUCCCAGAAAUAAGUCCCCCAAAUCCUCCAACGCCAAAAAGAUGAGGUUCAGGAUUAAAGUCUAAAUUUGAGGAUUCAACAUACGCCAAUGAUUCCCUUUUCUAAUCUUUUCUCUUUGUAAAUAAGUUAUUUUUUUUAUUUUGGGAUGCAGUGAUCGUAAUUACUGUCCUGUUUGUCUAAUUGGUUGUUUGUGUAUUUUAUUUAAAUGUAUUCCUUUUUCUUUUAUAAUAAAAUAUCUCUGUCAAAUCAUUGA
Molecule: messenger RNA, 7470 nt
Organism: Pimephales promelas (fathead minnow)
Lineage: Eukaryota; Metazoa; Chordata; Actinopteri; Cypriniformes; Leuciscidae
Gene: numa1
Product: nuclear mitotic apparatus protein 1
Biological process (GO): establishment of mitotic spindle orientation
Cellular component (GO): centrosome; spindle pole; spindle microtubule
Molecular function (GO): microtubule binding
Source: RefSeq, a predicted model, not a curated record